Molecule: messenger RNA, 916 nt
Organism: Diuraphis noxia (Russian wheat aphid)
Lineage: Eukaryota; Metazoa; Arthropoda; Insecta; Hemiptera; Aphididae
Product: prolactin-releasing peptide receptor
Biological process (GO): neuropeptide signaling pathway
Cellular component (GO): plasma membrane
Molecular function (GO): neuropeptide receptor activity
Source: RefSeq, a predicted model, not a curated record
GAUGUCCCUACUCAUGUGAUAAUGCUGACCUUUCUUUUAAUGGCUAUCGACCGUUACAAACAUCUGAAACAUCCAAAUAAAAUGAGACUUCCGCCUUUAGCUUGCACAUUUGGAUGUUGGAUAGUGGCAUUUUGCAUUGUAUUGCCAUAUCCCGUUUACACUGCUUAUUUGGAUUUGGGUGCAUACAUAAAAGUACAAUUUGAAGGAGUUGGAAUUUGUGCAGUGAAUAUGGCCGAUGAUAUGCAAGACUAUCUCCGGAGUUUAUUCGUUCUGACAUACUUGAUUCCGUUAGUGUCUAUGGGCUAUCUUUACUCCAAAAUGUCAGAUAUUCUGCGUGAUUUGAUGAAUGUUCCCGCUGUAUUUUACUCUCAAGAGAUCACACCAAGUAGCAGUGGAAUGCCAUCACGUUUGAAUGAAGUACAAUCUCCGGUUAGCGAUUCUGAUGAUGAGGAAAUCGAUGGAUACAAGGAGUCGAAGACGCAAAAAUAUUUAAUAUCAAUGGUAAUUUCGUAUGCUGUGUGUUUGUGUCCACUGAUGAUUUUAAGAUUGGCGAAACUCGAAGUGUCUGAAACUUACGAGAACAGCAGACACUUUGAUUUGACGUUCAUGAUAUGCGUUUGGCUAGCGUUUGUGCCGACAGUCACCACUCCGCUGCUAUUUGUCGCAUGGAAUUCGGACAGUAGUACCAAGGAACGGAUCAGGAGUUAUUUCAAAAGGACAAAAGUCACUGCGGAACAAGCGACAAGGACCGUGUCGACGGAGGGUCUAGCGGCACGCAAUUCGAUUUACACGGUGCAGGAGAGUAUACCGGCUUAAACCUUUUCGACGCACGGAGUUGGUUUAUACAUUAAUUUAUUACGGAAAUAUAACAAACAAUAAAAUUAGUAUUAAUGAAAUAAUAAUAAUAAUAAUAAUA